Glycine soja is the source of this 2453-nucleotide messenger RNA. RefSeq lists its product as uncharacterized. The transcript is spliced from 16 exons. NCBI's taxonomy places the organism in Eukaryota, Viridiplantae, Streptophyta, Magnoliopsida, Fabales, Fabaceae. The record is from RefSeq and is a predicted model, not a curated record. The coding region runs from base 761 to 2041 and encodes 426 amino acids.
GGACAAAGGAAAAAUACUAUGAAACAUCAAUGAAUCUAUUUUGAGAAUAUAGAAGAAAGUUUGAUUAAUAAAUCAAUUUCACAAGUACGCACCAUAAUAAUUUCACUUUUUCUGAACGUAUGAACAAUCGCUUAGCCAUGCACGUGAAUUCCCCUUCCGAAGAAAGCGAACAUCUGAGUGUGUUUUCUAAACAACGUUGGUUAUGUCAUAUGUGACCGACCAACACGCCGGUGGAAGCAUCUUAUGCCUAGUUUGCGAAGCAUGAAUCUUAUUCCAUUAUGUGUUGCCAAGAAACACUUUGUUUGGUCUUUCACAGAUCCUUUAGAACGUGUCUCAUAUAAGUUAAGGUUCCUUUGAGCACUCUUUGAUUCGUAUUUCAAUCUUCGGGACUAGUUUGGUGGGUUGAAUACAAAAAAUGUCCCAUUCGGGUUUGGAAGAAAUGGGCAACGAGAAGAAGAAGGAAGUGAUUCGGAUAGAGCGUGAAUCGGUUAUUCCAGUUUUGAAGCCUCAGCUCAUCAUGGCAUUGGCCAACCUUAUUAUUAUGGUGAUAAAAUUUUGUAGUUUUGAUACAGAUGAAAUAACAUAGAAACAGCUUUCUCCCCACACCCACACCCUCUUCCAAAAGCUGCUAUUUUCUUUGUAGACUUGAGUCGUUUGGGUAUUAUGUGCAGAACAUAGUGCUGACCGAGUUGAAUUUUUGAAGCUCUGCAAGAGAAUAGAGUAUACCAUUCGAGCUUGGUACCUUCUACAGUUUGAGGACAUGAUGCAACUCUAUUCUCUCUUUGAUCCUGUGUCCGGGGCUCAGAAGUUGGAACAGCAGAAGUUACCUCGUGAAGAAAUUGAUGUUCUUGAGCAAAAUUUCUUGACUUACCUAUUUGAGGUCAUGAAAAAAAGCAACUUCAAGAUUGCAACUCAAGAAGAGAUUGAUAUUGCACUUUCUGGACAGUAUAUUCUAAAUCUUCCCAUUACAGUAAAUGAAUCUAAGCUUGACAAGGUUCUUUUGAAAAACUAUUUUGAAGCACAUCCUCAAGAUAACCUUCCAGAUUCUUAUGAUAAGUAUAUUAUUUUUCGGCGUGGCAUUGGAAUUGAUCGAACAACUGAUUACUUUGUCAUGGAGAAAGUGGACAUGCUCAUAGCACGUUUUUGGUCAUAUAUAUUAAGAAUAACCAGGUUGGAAAAGUUUUUAUCCAGAAGGGCAAAAAGGCGUCGUAGGAAGGAUCCCAAGAAUGAUGAUGAAAUUAACUUGGAGUUGGAAGAUUUUCAGGAUGAUGUAUAUGAACGGAUACGUCUUGAAAAAAUGCCAAUAAGUUUCGGUAGUUUGCUGAAAAAGACCACAAUCCAAGAACCUACAUUUGAUAGGAUUAUUGUUGUGUACAGGCCAGCUAGCUCCAAUUCAAAAAAAGAAAGAGGAAUUUUUGUGAAGCAUUUCAAGAACAUUCCAAUGGCUGAUAUGGAAAUAGUUCUUCCAGAAAAGAAAAAUCCUGGAUUGACUCCAAAGGAUUGGGUCAAGUUUCUUGCAUCUGCAAUGGUUGGGCUGGUUGCUGUAGCUAGUUCUCUUCAUGUGGAUUCAGCUGAUUUGAGGGUCAUUGGUGCCGUUCUCUCUACAGUACUUGGAUAUUUGGCCAAGACAUACUUCACGUUCCAACAAAACUUGGUCCAAUACCAAAAUUUGAUUACAAGGUCAAUGUAUGACAAACAACUGGACAGUGGAAAGGGUACACUUCUCCAUUUAUGUGAUGAUGUCAUUCAACAGGAAGUUAAAGAGGUAAUAAUAUCAUUUUUCAUUCUGAUGGAGCAGGGAAAAGCUAAUAGACAAGAACUCGAUCAAUGGUGCGAGGAGCUAAUCAGAGAAGAGUUUGGAGAGAGCUGUAAUUUUGACGUGGAUGAUGCAGUUAAGAAAUUAGAGAAGUUCGGAAUUGUCACCAAGGAUAUCAUUGGCCGGUAUCAAUGCGUUGGGCUGAAAAGGGCUAACGAGAUAAUAGGCACCACCACUGAAGAACUUGUCCUUAAGGCAAGACAGGGGGGAAGCACCACUCCUUGAUGGUGUCACAUAAUCUUAUCCUCAUAAUUUCAGACUCACUGUCUCAUUUUUUAAUUCUUUUUAAAAAUAUUUGCAAUGCUUGAACAACCUUUAGUAAAACACACUUGAAAUUCUAGGCCAACUUCAUUCAUUAUUUUCAUGAAUAUAAUGUAUUGACAUUAUCAGUAGGGAAAUAAGAUUUACCUCAAAUCCCUAAUAAGAUUUGCACUCGUUCACCUUGCCCCAGGCUCACAUGUUUAUGCUUCACAAACGAGACCACAGCAACCAUUCCAAGAUCUCAGGGUCACAUUUCUUAAUAAUAUCUGAAGAGUAGUUUAAAAUAGAUUUGGACACAGUCUAAUUGCUUUUGAACACAAUCUAUUUAUCUAUUUAAAAUCCAAGAAUGCAGGCUGUAAUGUCAUUUCAACAUUUA